CAUUAAUGAUAACGUGCCGAUGUGUCGUGCUUAUGUGUAGCUUGUAGGUAGUUGACUUAGAUCUGCGGAUUGGGUAAAAGUGAUUCGUUCUUCAAGAAAAAGACAAAAUGUCUUUGAACGUGCAGCUGUGAACAUAUUUUUACCCUAACCUAGUUUGUAGUGUUCUCAGAAGAUUUGCACCACUGACAUCACAGUUAUGAUCACUAAACACCAGAAAAGUACAGCCGUCCACUGGUUGUCAACAAUUGGUCUAUGUUAUAUUGUCGCUAUGUUUUUUACAAUGUUGGACGAUGUGAAUGGCCAAGCACAACCAAUACCUGCUCAAGAACAGCAGCCUCCACCGGUUCAGCCCACGGCGCCGUGGUACGAAACCUUACCAGCCGUUGCGAUGGAUUACAAAGUAAUCAUCGACCCAGGCAAAGAAGAUUGUUAUUUUCAAUUUGUCAACCCUGGAGCAACUUUUUAUGCAAGCGCUCAAGUACUAAGAGGAGGUGAUGGGAUGGCUGGUUUUGCUGUCAGACAUCCCAAUGGCCAGAUUGUCCACCCGUAUCAGUGGAAAGCCAGUUCUGAUUAUCAAGACCAAGAGUCCACAGGUGGUUACUACAGUGUUUGUAUAGAUAAUCAGUUUUCAAAGUUUGCUGCCAAAUUAGUAAAUUUGUAUAUCACUGUCAUAAGGUAUGAUAAAUGGGAUGAAUAUCAUAAAGAAAUAGAAGAUAUGAAUGUCGGCGUAGAAAAUUUUACAUCCACUGUGAAAUCAGUUGAAAAUAAUAUAAAUCACAUGUUACAACAUCAACACCAUGUCCGCAGUCAAGAAAAUCGUGAUUAUAAUUUAUUGGUUGAUAACAAAACAUAUGUGAACAGGUGGUCUAUUAUGCAAAUUUUGUUAAUAAUGGGAACAACUACCUUACAAGUUUAUUUUGUUCGUAAAUUGUUUGAAACUAAGGCUGGAAAGUCAAAAACGAGGGCUUAAAAAGAAUAUCAUAUUUGUGUAUGUAAAAUAUUAUGUUGUUUUAUUAUUGUCAUUCCUUUUUUUUUUUUAAGAAUAAUGUAUCUUUUUAUAAAUUAAUAACAUCAAGUAUAAUAUUAUUAAUAUGUAUAUUUAAUCUGUGAUUAAUAAAAAUGGUAAAAUAGAAAUUUAAUUUUAUUAAAUA
Messenger RNA from Aphis gossypii (cotton aphid), 1151 nucleotides. RefSeq names its product transmembrane emp24 domain-containing protein 6 (gene loj). Gene Ontology annotation, biological process: Golgi organization; endoplasmic reticulum to Golgi vesicle-mediated transport; intracellular protein transport. The record is from RefSeq and is a predicted model, not a curated record. NCBI's taxonomy places the organism in Eukaryota, Metazoa, Arthropoda, Insecta, Hemiptera, Aphididae. The transcript is spliced from 4 exons. Bases 197 to 970 code for a protein of 257 amino acids. Gene Ontology annotation, cellular component: Golgi apparatus; COPII-coated ER to Golgi transport vesicle; endoplasmic reticulum-Golgi intermediate compartment.